Molecule: messenger RNA, 726 nt
Organism: Carya illinoinensis
Lineage: Eukaryota; Viridiplantae; Streptophyta; Magnoliopsida; Fagales; Juglandaceae
Product: histidine-containing phosphotransfer protein 1-like
Exons: 7
Coding region: 98-553 (151 amino acids)
Biological process (GO): phosphorelay signal transduction system; cytokinin-activated signaling pathway; phosphorylation
Cellular component (GO): cytoplasm; nucleus
Molecular function (GO): protein histidine kinase binding; histidine phosphotransfer kinase activity
Source: RefSeq, a predicted model, not a curated record
UAAGCUAACGUCAGAGGGUUGUGAUUCUGGGAGAAAACACUGAAAAGCAGAGAAAAAUUCCAGAGAGGGAUAAAAAGGAGAGUAGCAAGGCAGAGGCAUGGAGGUGGGUCAGCUGCAGAGACGGUUGGUGGACUACACAAAGUCCUUGCUUACGGAGGGGAUCCUAGAUGAUCAGUUUACGCAGCUUCAGAAACUUCAAGACGAGGGCAACCCAGGUUUCCUUGUUGAAGUUGUCUCUCUUUUCUUUGAAGAUUCUGAGAAGCUUCUUAAUGACAUCACCAGAGCUUUAGACCAGCAGAGUGUAGAUUUCAAAAUGGUUGAUGCACAUGUUCACCAAUUGAAGGGAAGCAGUUCCAGCAUGGGUGCACAGAAACUCAAAAAUGCUUGCGUUACUUUCCGCAGCUUCUGUGAUGAACAGAGCAUGGAAGGGUGCCUGAAAUCUCUGCAACUAGUAAAGCAAGAGUACUACGAUGUGAAGAACAAGGUUGAGACCCUAUUCAAGAUGGAGAAACAGAUUGUAGCCGCUGGUGGGUCAGUUCCUAAGACAGAAUAGAGUUUCUGAGGUUACCAAAUUGGUGGGAGAGCUUGUCUAAUCUGGAAGUUUGUUGUAUGGAAGCUUUUUAUGUCAGUUCAUGUGAACAAUAAUACUUGUUACUUUAUGUUUCUCUUUAACUAAUAAAACUGUGCUUGAAUGAAAUAUGAAUGAAAAGAGAGCUUUCUAUCUAA